This is a messenger RNA of Aureococcus anophagefferens, 846 nucleotides long. RefSeq lists its product as hypothetical. Gene Ontology annotation, molecular function: protein binding. Lineage: Eukaryota; Pelagophyceae; Pelagomonadales; Pelagomonadaceae. The annotation marks the transcript as partial. The record is from RefSeq and is a predicted model, not a curated record. The transcript is spliced from 2 exons.
GUUUUGGGAACUGCGUACACCUGCGGUCAGUACGGCCUCGUGCAAUCCGAUAAGAAAGCUGCGAAAAUUUGGAAGCGCGCCGUGGAGCUCGGAGACGUGGACGCGAUGGUAUUUCUUGGGGAAUUGUACAAGUAUGGGGAAGGCGUCAAGCUGGACAAGAAGAAGGCGGAAAGGCUGUUUCGCACGGCCGCAGAUCGCGGCGACGCGGACGCGCAAAACAAUAUAGGGGCUUUCCUUCAUUCUGAGGAGAAAUUUGAAGAGGCGGUCCGGUACUACGCGCUCGCGGCGGAUCAAGGCUAUACCGAUGCGGAGCACAACCUUGGCUGCUGUUACGGGACCGGAGCAGGCACGGAAGUCGACCUCGGCAAAGCCAGAUUCUGGUUCGAGCGCGCCGCUGCCAAGGGCUACGAGGAUGCUAUAGAGAACCUCGCGCGCCUCGACGCGCGAAAAGCGGCGAAGAUUUACCGGCGCGCAGCGGAGCUCGGCGACGUGGACGCGAUGGUAUUCCUUGGGGAAAUGUACCGCGAGGGGUUGGGCGUCAAGCUGGACAAGAAGAAGGCGAUGAAACUGUAUCGCACGGCCGCAGAUCGGGGCGACGCGGUCGCGCAAAGCAAUUUAGGGGACUUCCUUCGUCGUGAGAAGAAACUUGAAGAAGCGUUCCGGUACUACGCGCUCGCGGCGGAUCAAGGCUAUACCGAGGCGGAGAAUAACCUUGGCUGCUCUUACAUGGAAGGAGACGGCACGGAAGUCGACCCCGGCAAAGCCAGAUACUGGUUCGAGCGCGCCGCUGCCAAGGGCGACGAGACAGCCACAGGGAACCUCGCACGCCUCGACCCGCAAGUAUAG